AUGGGAGCAGGCAGUGACAUUGGUCGCGUCACAGCUCUAUUUUUGAAGCAGCAGAAAGUGAUCAAAACGUUAACUCUAUAUGAUGAGCCGGAAGGAUGUGUACUGGGAGUCGCUAGUGAUGUAGCUCAUAUAGACACCAGCACCGAAGUGGAGGCGUACCAAGGCCGUCUAUAUCUAAAACAUGCUCUUCACACUCUUAAGCUCAUUGGGACAUAUGAUAAACGACGCUUAUUGGGCGUGAACGCCAUCAGCUCCAUGCGCGCCAAUCAGCUGUUCUGUUCUCUCACUGGCAAAGACCCCAGUACUUCCCACAUGCCAGUGAUCUGUGGUACCGGCAGGUGUACAAGAGUGCCCGUGUUCUCGAUGGGUAAAGCAGGAAACUUCCCUCAGACUCAAGUAGAGUGCCUGACAAAGUUGGUACGAGAAGCUGAGGAGAUUAUUUGUAAGGUCAAGGGUGACGGAAAACAAGGGCAUCUAUCUAUCGGUUUUUCUACUGCCAGAUUUGUAAUUAAUAUUAUGAAAGGUCUUUUCGAGAAGCCAACCUUCAUCGACAGUGCUUUAGUAGAACAAGAAGACCCUAAAAAGUGCUACGACAUGCCUAUUUGCGCUACACCUAUCACGAUCGGUAAAGGAGGCAUCGUUCAAUAUGAAGUUCCUACGCUCAACGAGACAGAGACGAGACUUUUGGAAAAAAGCAAAUCACAAAUUUUUCGUGUGUUAGGUUCAAAAAACGAAAAAUAA
Parnassius apollo (apollo) is the source of this 741-nucleotide messenger RNA. Lineage: Eukaryota; Metazoa; Arthropoda; Insecta; Lepidoptera; Papilionidae. The record is from the annotation of a GenBank genome assembly.